This is a messenger RNA of Paraphaeosphaeria sporulosa, 1930 nucleotides long. RefSeq names its product indoleamine 2,3-dioxygenase alpha type. The record is from RefSeq and is a predicted model, not a curated record. The transcript has 4 exons. NCBI's taxonomy places the organism in Eukaryota, Fungi, Ascomycota, Dothideomycetes, Pleosporales, Didymosphaeriaceae. Gene Ontology annotation, cellular component: cytoplasm. Bases 253 to 1719 code for a protein of 488 amino acids. Gene Ontology annotation, biological process: 'de novo' NAD+ biosynthetic process from L-tryptophan. Gene Ontology annotation, molecular function: heme binding; metal ion binding; indoleamine 2,3-dioxygenase activity.
AAUUCGUCCCUUUGUCCGCCAUGGUUGAGCAGUAGCCUAUCCUAGCCUGGACAUUUAACAAUUGCCUCCGAUCCGAUCACCGGUGCUCUCUAAAUCACCGCGCUGCGCAACACACCUCGGCUUUAUCCAAGUAAACUUACUGUGCAGCCAAGGUUCCCAUCACGCGACUCCGACAUAAGCACCUUGCUCGAUUGCUAUACUAGUUAACCCGCGCGCCCGGGCGGCACACGACCUCGCCACCUUUACAUCAAGAUGAUUCCUACGAUUCCACGCCUGGAAGACUACGACGUUUCGCCACAGAAUGGCUUCUUGCCUUCGGAUUUACCAUUGGAAAUACUACCCGAUGCUUACUACCAGCCCUGGGAGACAGUCGCCCGCAGCUUCCAGAGCCUCAUUCUCGCAAAGCGCCUCCGCCAGAUAAUCGACGCACUGCCCGUCCUUUCGACCGAGUUCCUCCUCACCGAAGCAGAAUGGCGGAGAGCUUAUUCAAUCCUCGGGUUCAUGGCUCACGCCUAUGUCUGGGGCGGCGACCGGCCCGCCGAUAUCGUUCCGCCAUCCGUGUCGAUCCCGUUCCUGCAGACAUGCAAACACCUCGAACUACCACCCGUCGCUACCUAUGCCGGGGUGUGCUUAUGGAAUUGGCGAACACUCUUCGACGGAGAGCCUGUUGACUCGCUCGAAAACCUCGCGACGCACAUGACCUUCACAGGCUCGCUAGACGAAUCAUGGUUUUAUCUGGUGUCUGUCGCUAUCGAAGCUCGCGCUGGUCCAGUCAUCCCGAUGAUGAUUGAAGCUAUUGGUGCAGCGAGGCGAGGUGAAAGCAACAAGGUUGUAGAGUGCCUGCGCGCGUUCGCAGAGAGACUGGAUGAGAUUGGUAGCUUGCUCGAGAGGAUGUACGAGAGCUGUGAUCCUCAUGUUUUCUACCACCGCAUCCGCCCGUUCCUCGCAGGCGGUAAGAACAUGGCAGAUGCUGGGUUACCUAACGGAGUCAUGUUUGACGAUGGUACGGGAGAGCAGCCGUACGUCCAGUUUGCAGGUGGCAGCAAUGCUCAGAGCUCUGUCAUACAGUUCUUCGACAUCAUCCUCGGCGUCGAGCACCGCCAGACUGGCGAAAAGAAACCAGAUAGCUCGGCCCAAGCACCAUCAUCCCAGGCCCCUGCCCACGGAUUCCUCGUUGAAAUGCGGAAAUAUAUGCCGGGGCCUCAUCGUCGCUUUCUGGAGCAUGUUGAGCGCGUGGCCAACAUCCGCGAAUAUGUCACGAGCCGCAGACAUGAUCGCGCACUUGUGACAGCUUACGAUGCCUGCCUAGCAAUGCUGCGAGCACUCCGUGAUAAGCAUAUCCAAAUAGUAUCCCGCUACAUCAUCGUCAAGUCAAGAGAGUCAAGGUCCGACUCGCGAUCUCUAUCCCCGAAAGAAGCAUCUGCUCAGCGUCUGAACCUUGCAAACACAGUGCGACGAGGCAAUAGCAAGAAGCUUCGCGGAACUGGUGGCACAGCUUUGAUUCCUUUCUUGAAGCAGGCCCGUGACGAGACAGGAGAGCCUGCAAUCGAUGCAUGGGCUCGACGAUUGCUGAACAAUGGCCCUGGCGGUAUUGCCAUGCGAGAUGGUGUAGCCGUGCUGGGCAAGAUGAACGAGAACUUUACUGGAGAGGUUGAGGUCGUGGGAUUGGCUGGGAGCUGGAGUGUGGACGAUAGCGAGGGUGGUAUUUGCCACUGGUGAAUGCUCGACAGUGGAUUAUUCGUGGAUAUGAUAAUCUGCAUCUGACGCGGGACAUUAUUUGUAUAUUCAAGCGGACAUCUUCGCUCAAAAGGAGCUCUGGAGGACCUCACUCCCUUGUAUUAGAUACCCCACCAUUUCCCUGCAUUGUGGGAGGCUUGCGUGAUCGUACGCAUGCACAUAAAUUCCAUAUAUUGCAUCAUCGCGCAUAAUG